GCUGACGGAGGAGAACUUUCAGAGGCUGCACACUGAGCAUGAGCGGCAGGCCAAGGAGCUGUUCCUCCUUCGAAAGACUCUGGAGGAGAUGGAGCUGCGGAUUGAGACUCAGAAGCAAACCCUGAACGCUCGGGACGAAUCCACAAGAAGCUUCUGGAGAUGUUGCAGAGCAAGGGGCUUUCUGCUAAGGCUACUGAGGAGGACCAUGAGAGAACAAGGAGACUGGCAGAGGCAGAGAUGCAUGUCCACCACCUCAAAAGCCCUUUGGAGCAGAAGGAAAAAGAGAACACUCUGUUGAGAGAGGAGAUGCAUCGGAGAUUUGAGAAUGCCCCUGAUUCUGCCAAAACUAAAGCUCUGCAAACUGUUAUCGAAAUGAAGGAUUCAAAAAUUUCCUCUAUGGAGCGUGGGCUCCGAGACUUGGAAGAGGAGAUUCAGAUGCUGAAAUCGAACGGGGCUUUGAGUACUGAAGAACGAGAGGAAGAAAUGAGGCAAAUGGAGGUCUAUCGGAGCCAUUCUAAAUUUAUGAAAAACAAGGUCAUGAUUGGUCAGGUGAAGCAGGAGCUGUCCAGAAAGGACACAGAACUACUAGCCCUACAGACAAAGCUAGAAACACUCACCAACCAGUUCUCAGACAGCAAGCAACACACUGAAGUGCUGAAGGAGUCCUUGACUGCUAAGGAGCCUCGAGGGCUGCCAUCCUGCAGAACGAGGCAAGGGAAACAGGCAAAACUAAACAAGUGGGACCACAUCAAACUACAUAGUUUUUGCACAGCAAAGGAAACUAUUAACAAAGCAAAAAGACCACCUACUGAAUUGGAGAAGAUAUUUGCAGAUAAUGUAUUCAAUAAGGGGUCCAAAAUAUACAAAGAACUCAUACAAUUCAAUAUCAAAAAAAAAAACUUGAUUAAAAAAUGGGCAGAGGAUCUGAGUAGACAUUUUUCCAAAGAAGACAUACAGAUGGCCACCAGGCACGUGAAAAGAUGCUCAACAUCACUAAUCAUCAGGGAAAUGCAAAUCAAAACUACAAUGAGGAGCAGAAGCAAGAAAAACUACAAUCCUGCAGCCUGUGGACCAAAAACCACAGUUACAGAAAGAUAGAGAAGAUGAAAAGGCAGAGGGCUU
Messenger RNA from Balaenoptera acutorostrata (minke whale), 1122 nucleotides. Its product is annotated as ELKS/Rab6-interacting/CAST family member 1-like. The record is from RefSeq and is a predicted model, not a curated record. Lineage: Eukaryota; Metazoa; Chordata; Mammalia; Artiodactyla; Balaenopteridae. The coding region runs from base 160 to 1098 and encodes 312 amino acids. Gene Ontology annotation, molecular function: structural constituent of presynaptic active zone. Gene Ontology annotation, biological process: regulation of synaptic plasticity; maintenance of presynaptic active zone structure; neuromuscular synaptic transmission. The transcript is spliced from 5 exons. Gene Ontology annotation, cellular component: cytoskeleton of presynaptic active zone.